AUGUUAACAAGAUUGAUGCUUUUAUCAAUAGAAAUAAAUUAGUGUUUAAGUCAAAACAUUAAAGGCGAAUUCUCUGAAAAUGUAUUUCUAUCUAAUAAAAUCAUAAAUGAAUAAGAACCUUAUAAUGUGAAUUAUUAGGAAGAUUAAAACAAUGAAAAAUAUGUGCUGUUUUACUUUCAUCAAUAUGCUAACUUUAUAGCAUGGGGUAUUUUAGUAGAUUUAGGUAUAAUUGUCAAUAGGUAUGGAAUAUUAUUAAGAAAUAAAAUUGACAUUCAUGCAAUCAUAAUGGGUAUUGUUGUUUUACCAUCAAUAAUAGCUGAAUUAUUUAUAAUUUUUUCUGGAAAUACUCCUAAUAUUUAGGGUAAUAAAAAUUUAUAGGGAGUUCAUUCUAUAAUUGGAUACAUAUUUUUGGGACUUAUACUUUUAUAAACAAUAAGUGGAAUCACAAUUAAAUUUGGUAUUCAAUCUGUAAGCACAUAAACUCAUCUAAAAAUAAAAUCUGUUUUUCAUAUAUUUUUGGGAUACAUUAUAUAUCUUACUGGGAAAAUUUAAUUAGGUUUUGGUUAUUAUAUGACAUAUUAAAAUUAAAGAGACAAUGGAAAAGGUGAUAUCAUAUCUUUUUGGUGUGUAUAUGGAUUUAUUUUUUUAUGGAGAAUAAUUUUUGAAAUAUUAUAUUAAAAUGGAUUAAUAUACUAAAUAUUGAUCAAAAAAGAUGAAAAGUAGAGAGAACAUUCAGGAAUACUUGAAGAUUCAUUGUUGGUUUAAUAUAUUGAGUAAAAUGGUAUAUUAUAUUUUUGAUUAUUUAGAGUAAUCUUAAUUUUACAAUGAAUUUUAGAAUAAGCUUUGGUUAAUUUUCAAUAAUGAAAUAAUUGAUUUAACAGGUUUUUAACAUCCAGGAGGAUAAUAUAUUUGGGAAAGAGUAAAAGGUCGAGAAGUAUCUAGAUUUGUAUAUGGAGGUUGUGGUUUAGAAGAUGGAACAGCCUAAUAAUACUCUCAUUCAAAACAUGCUAUUAUAUUAUUGAAAAAUCAUAUUAUUGGAUCAUUAAAUAAUAUUUCAUUUACUAUUCCAAUCGAUGAAAAUAAUAUAAACAGUACUUAAUGGACAUUAAAUACAAUAAUUAAAAUAAAUGAUAAAACUAGUUAUUUUGGAUUUAGUAAUGUUCAAUUCAAAAUAUUAUCACAAUUUACUACUAUUCAUUCUUUUGGUAAAUAUUUUUAGUUAUAAUCUCUUAAAUCCAUAAAAACUCCAAUCAGAUAAUACACAUGUAUAUCUUCAAUGGCUCCUGAAAAUGUUAUUUAUAGAAAAGAACUUGUAUAAUAUAUAGACUAUAUUGUAACAACAAAAUAGUUAGCUAAAAUUCCAUAAUAACCAAAAUAUUUGAAAGAAUUACCUUUUAUAAUUAAGUGUUAUGAAACUAAAAAUGGUUUUUCAUAAUAUAUUCACAAUCAUAAGGAUGAAAUUUAUCAUAUAAAAGGACCAUAUGGACCUCCACAUGGAAUACCUAAUAGAGGAAAAAUUGUUAUUAUUUGUGGUGGAACUGGAAUAUUUCCAUUUUUAGAUUUAUUUGAUUUCACUCUUAAAACUAUUAUUUAUUAAAUUGCAUUAAAUAAGUUUGGCAAGUAAACAGCUGAUAGUUUAAAUCCAUUUGAUUGCUAAUACAAUACUCAUAUUCAUAUUACUUUAUUUUUGGCAGCAGCUAAUAAAUCAGAUUUAAUAGGUUCAGACAUUCUAUUUCCUAUUAUAUAAUUAUAAAAAUACUUAGGGAAAGAAUUCUUGAAAUUAAUUAUUAAGAUUAAAGAUAAAAUAGAAGGAAUUGAAACUAUUAAUGAAAGAUUUAGUAAAACAACAUUCUAUAAAUUUUUGGGCAAAAUCUUGGAUUAUUAGAGAUUCAUGAUUUGUGGACCUCCUCAAAUGUAAGAAUCAGUCCCAAUUAUACUUAAAGAAAUGGGAGUUUAAAACCAACAUAUCCAUUUCAUUUGA
This is a messenger RNA of Paramecium sonneborni, 1981 nucleotides long. NCBI's taxonomy places the organism in Eukaryota, Ciliophora, Oligohymenophorea, Peniculida, Parameciidae. The record is from the annotation of a GenBank genome assembly.